Molecule: messenger RNA, 3061 nt
Organism: Hylaeus anthracinus
Lineage: Eukaryota; Metazoa; Arthropoda; Insecta; Hymenoptera; Colletidae
Product: zinc finger protein on ecdysone puffs-like
Exons: 12
Coding region: 207-2783 (858 amino acids)
Source: RefSeq, a predicted model, not a curated record
GGAGUGACGCCACAGCUUAGGGGAAGGACGACAUUUUACCUGCCUCGUCGCGCGUCCACGGCAUGUGUAACGAGUUUCAUGUGAAAUACGUGACUUUAUUCGUACAAAUUUUACGCAAUAGCUGCUCAUAAAGGGAAAACUCAUCCGUACUGGCAAGACCUUUGACAUCAUAUCUGACAUCCAUAGCUCAUCUGUAAGUCAUAAUUAUGAGUUACAGCUACAUUAAAUGCAGCUCUAGCAUGAGUCCUCGUGGCAGGGGUUUUAAUUCCCGUGGUGGCAGUUCUUAUAGAGGUAGAGGUGGUGGUGGAAAUGAAUGGAACAGUGGAUCAACAGGAAACAUGUCCAGUAGAGGAGGUUACUCAUCUUCUAGAGGUGGCAGAUUUAAAUAUUCAAAUACCAGUUAUGACUCUCGCUCAAAAUAUAAUUCUGGUGGAUCUGAAAGGUAUUCUAGCAGAGGAAGGGGUGAACAUUCAAACAGUUAUAAAAGGCCAAGGGAUUCUUACUCUGGGAGAGAUGAUCAUCGAUCGUCGAGUGACUCCACUCGUAAGAGGAUGAGAAGUGAUUCGUAUCAGGGUGGAGGUAGCGGUAGCGGCUCUCAGAGGUAUUCUUCUUCGUAUGGUGGUUCGUCUGCGUCAGCACCUUAUGACGAUAAUAAGGGAUCGUCAUCCUCGGCCGUGUACGAGGACAAGAGACAGAGCGAACGUGCUUCAUCGUAUCACCGCUCAGAGGACCGUCAUUCAGCAUCACGGAGCUAUGCACCUCCACCACCCCCUCGGAUUAGCGAAAUGGCACCUCCAACUCAGAGAUAUAACUCGAGCCGAGGGCGAAUAUCGCAUCAAAGCUCAAACUACAGAGGUCGCAUUUCAACACGCGGCAGCGGUAGAGGGGGUGGAUUCCAUCGCAUGAGCUCUCGAUCGGACGUCGUCAUGGCUCGCAAGCGUACUCUGCCAUCGCUUGACUAUCGACGCAAGCUGCUAGGAUCGCGAUCGCGAGACUACAUCCAGCGUGUGCGCAUGACUACUACCAAAAUGCGCAGGAGUAGCGGUACUACUAGGCUAUCCGGAAGUAAAAAGGAGUCAGGAUCAGGAACCAGCAUGAAGGACAAGGAUAGAGAGAUGACCAAAGCUAUUAACGCUGAAUUUUCCGAUGACGAUGAAGAGGAUGAUGAUAACAAAAGUAAUUGGGAUGACGAUGAAAAGCCGCAUGAACGCGACGAUGAAGAAGAAAAAGAAGAUGAAGAUGAAAAGAAAGAAAAAAUUGAGAAACGUAAGAAAGAAAAACAAGAUCGAGAUAGGCCAAAUUCCGAAGAUGAAGAAGAAAAUGAUGAUGAAGUGAAAAUAAAGGAUGACGAUGAUGAUCGAAAGCUUGAGGACGAUGAAGAUGACGGCGAUGACGAGGAAAGAGACGAUAAUGAUAAAACAGAUCAUGGUAGAGCUACUGGUUCUGAAGAAUUACCCAGUAGAAGAGAUGGCAGAAAAUUCAUUAAAUUAACUUGCCCACAUUGCGCUCAUCGUAGCGUUACUUUCAAAGAAUAUUCGUUGCAUUUAUAUUCGGGUCGUCACAGUGCAGCAAUGAGACGAAUCGCAUUACGCCAUAAAGCAACUUUGACCCGCAUGCGUGUCUUACAACGACAAGAACAACGACGUGUCGAGGCCCGUGAUGCAGCUCGUGGUACUUUACCAUCCCGUACCAUGUUCUGUCCUAUUUGUAAACUCAAUUAUCGUUCUCUUAAAGCAGUACAUCAGCUGUCAGAUUCCCAUCGUCAGAUGAAGCGAUUCCUCACACCAUUUUGUCGCGUUUGUCGCAUUCAAUUUCGAUCACCAAUGCUAUUUGAAACUCAUAUGUGCUCUUUGGAUCACAUUAAGAGAAAAAGUGCAUUGAAAGAAAGAAUGAACGCUGGCAAUGGCGAUGCAGAAGCAGAUUCAAGUGGACCUGAGGAAGACGACAAAGAAGUUAAUCUUGAUAAUUUCAUGACUCUAGAUUCCGUAGGUGAUGUGGACGCAGAAGAUGAAGAGUCUCCUGAGAAGAAAAAAGAGAAACCAGAAAGUGAAGGUACGAACGACACGGAAAAGAAGCCUAAAAGUAAGCAAAUGAUCAAAGUUGGAGCAGAAUACAUAAAACGUGUCGAAGUACAAUUCUGUGAAUUGUGCAAGAUGUACCUACCACGUAGUGAAAACAGCGAAAGGGCGAUCGCGCUUCAUUGUUCAACUAGAAGUCACCUUAAACGGUAUGUGCGUGAUAAUGAUGAUAAGGCAUUACGAAGACAAGCGGAAAGAAUACAUCUACAAUCAUCGUCAUCUGCUAAUACUACUUCCACGGCAAAUGCUGCAAAUACUACAGAAAAUGCUAAAUCUCCAACUAAUUCUGAACCACAGUCCGCGAAUACCACAUUAUCAGUAAUUACAACCGAUAGUACUAAUGCUGCUGAAUCUGGUAAGCUAGUCGAACAAAAAGGGAUUGUUUCUGAACCUGAAAAGAAUACUAAGGAUAACAAAAAUGGGCCAAAGGCUGAUGAAGAAGAAGAUGAUGAUUAUCCAGCCGAUGGUAGCAAUAAGUUGUGGGAUGAUGUUGACAAAGAUUUGGGUGAUAUUUUGAGGGAAACAGAAGCAGGAGGUAAAUCAAGCGACGACGAAGAUUCUCGUUAUGAUCGUUUCCGUAAUUCAGAUAAGAAACAACAACAUUCUGGAAAGGAUAAAGAAAGGGACAACGAAAAAAAUGAAAUUGAAGAAAAGGAUCCUUUAAAAAAGGAGGUGAAAGUAAAACUCGAGAAACUAGAUAUGUAAAGUCCAAGAAUUAUUAGUACGUUUCAAUCAUAUCCUAAUAUACUCUUAUUGUUUUUUUAUAAAAUAUGCAAAACUUAUCCAUGGAAAACUUCUAUGCUCAUUGUUUCAUACGACAGAAUCACAUUUAGUAAGCAACGUAGAUAUUUUGGACGAAGUUAAAGAUUUAUGUACAGAAAUAUUUUUAGUUUUUAAUGAAUUAUUGUAGAUAUAAACCGAUUAAAAAUCGUGUUUGUAAGAAAUCUUGAUUCAAACAGUAACUUUAAGCAGUUAGAUCAUCA